Diachasma alloeum is the source of this 1711-nucleotide messenger RNA. RefSeq names its product probable 26S proteasome non-ATPase regulatory subunit 3 (gene Rpn3). NCBI's taxonomy places the organism in Eukaryota, Metazoa, Arthropoda, Insecta, Hymenoptera, Braconidae. Gene Ontology annotation, cellular component: proteasome complex; proteasome regulatory particle, lid subcomplex. Gene Ontology annotation, molecular function: enzyme regulator activity. Gene Ontology annotation, biological process: regulation of protein catabolic process; ubiquitin-dependent protein catabolic process. The record is from RefSeq and is a predicted model, not a curated record. The transcript has 2 exons. Bases 93 to 1586 code for a protein of 497 amino acids.
GAACGCUCCAAAACCGGGCUGGAGAGUGAAUUGACAUCUUCCAAGUGCAGAGUAACCAAACAAGUCAGUCAGUGAAUUAUCAGCCCCCGAAGAUGACAAUCUCCAAAGCGACCGAGGCGAUGGAGGUGGAGAUGUCGACAUCGGAGGCCCCCAGCACCGAUGAGAUCGUCGAGAAGAAGGACACGGACCUGCAGACGAUCCACGACCUGCGCGAGCACACCCGCCAGAUCGAGAAGGCAGUCCUGAACAAGGAGCCCCGUUUCAUCCUGCGCGCCCUGCGUGCCCUCCCCAACACCCGCCGCAAGUUGAACCCAACAGUCCUCCGAGGAGUGAUCGGAGGAUUCUACACAAAGUCAGCAGCAGAUCGCGAGGCCCUGCUGGCAUGGGUGGAGGAGCCAAUGGACACUGAGGGGACCCAAGCAGCGAUCCAGCGUUUCAAGAGUUCAGCCUCGCCCCUCCUCCCCGAGAUAGACGCCUACAUUCACCUGCUGGUGCUGGUCCGGCUGAUAGACACGAAGAAGCACGAGGAGGCAGUGCAGUGCUCGGAGGCCCUCGUCCAGAAGAUAACAGCAACCAAUCGCAGGACAAUAGACCUGAUAGCAGCGAAAUGCUACUUCUACCACUCGAGGGCGUACGAGCUCGUGGGCCAGCUGAACAAGAUCCGAGGGUUCCUGCACCUCCGUCUGAGGACAGCCACCCUGAGGAACGACUUCGAGGGCCAGGCAGUCCUCAUAAACUGCCUCCUGAGGAACUACCUCCACUACAAUCUCUACGAUCAGGCUGACAAGUUGGUGCUGAAGUCGACGUUUCCAGAGUCGGCGAGCAACAACGAGUGGGCGAGAUUCCUGUACUACCUGGGGAGGAUUAAGGCGGCGAGGCUGGAGUACUCGGCAGCCCACAAGCACCUGGUGCAGGCUAUGAGGAAGGCCCCGCAGACGACGGCCGUUGGCUUCAGGCAGACUGUCCAGAAGCUGGCGGUCACCGUUGAACUUCUGCUGGGGGACAUUCCUGAGAGGCAGAUCUUCAGGCAGGCCGCUGUGAGGAGAGCCCUGGCCCCUUACUUUCAGCUCACUCAGGCCGUUCGUCUUGGCAAUCUUCACAGGUUUGGGGAGGUCCUGGAGAACUUUGGGCCCCAGUUCAGGGCUGAUCACACGUUUACGCUCAUCCUGAGACUGAGGCACAACGUCAUCAAGACUGCCAUCAGGUCGAUUGGGCUGUCUUACUCGAGGAUUUCGCCGGCUGACAUCGCCAGGAAACUGGGCCUGGACUCUGGGGUCGAUGCUGAGUUCAUCGUUGCCAAGGCCAUCAGGGAUGGCGUCAUCGAGGCCACCCUGGACCCUGAGAAUGGGUACAUGAGGAGCAAGGAGACGACUGACAUCUACUGCACCAGAGAGCCUCUUCUUGCUUUUCAUCAGAGGAUCACGUUCUGCUUGGAUCUGCAUAAUCAGAGUGUCAAGGCGAUGAGGUAUCCUCCCAAGUCGUAUGGGAAGGACCUGGAGUCUGCUGAGGAACGCAGGGAGAGGGAGCAGCAGGAUCUCGAGCUUGCUAAGGAGAUGGCUGAGGAGGAUGAUGAUGGCUUUCCUUGAAGAUUUUUUUGUCUGGGGAAUUAUUACUUGAUUUUUCAGGAUUUUCUUUCGUAUCUGAUCACUUUUAAUUUCUGUAUUCAAUGCUACUUCAUAGAUAACAAUAAAGGAGAAUAAAAUGAAGGGGU